This is a messenger RNA of Coffea arabica (coffee), 1518 nucleotides long. RefSeq names its product 3-ketoacyl-CoA synthase 20-like. Gene Ontology annotation, biological process: fatty acid biosynthetic process. Gene Ontology annotation, molecular function: acyltransferase activity, transferring groups other than amino-acyl groups. The record is from RefSeq and is a predicted model, not a curated record. NCBI's taxonomy places the organism in Eukaryota, Viridiplantae, Streptophyta, Magnoliopsida, Gentianales, Rubiaceae. Gene Ontology annotation, cellular component: membrane.
AUGGGGGAUCAGAGGAGGGCUGACUAUAUGAGAGAAGAAACGCCGUUUACAGCUAGAACUCUAGAGAGGAAGCCUAGUCUUCCCAACUUUAUCCUAUCUGUUAGGCUCAAGCAUGUCAAACUUGGUUACUGUUAUCUUAUUUCCAACCUUAGGUACCUGAUCAUAGUUCCCCUCUUGGGGGUUGUUUCGUUUCAUCUUUCGACUGUCACCAUCAAAGAUUUCGACCUAUUAUGGGGUCCUUCCAGGUUCAAUUUUGUGGCAACAGUUUUUUGUUCUGCAUUUUUUGUUUUCCUGGGUACAUUGUACUGUGUGACUAGGCCCAGGAAAGUUUAUCUCGUGAAUUUUGCAUGCUACAAACCUGGACCCGAGUUUAUGUGCUCCAGAGAACAUUACAUGGAGAAAUGUAGACGAUCUGGGAAGUUCAAUGAACAAAAUUUAGCAUUUAUGGAGAAAAUUUUGGAGAGAUCAGGACUUGGCCAGAAAACAUACGCAGCUGAGCCAAAUGCCUGCCUGGCUGAGGCUAGGAAGGAGGCUGAGAUGGUUAUUUUUGGCGCCAUUGAUCAACUACUGGCAAAGACUGGUGUUAAAGCCAAAGAUAUAGGGAUUCUAGUGGUGAAUUGCAGUCUUUUUUGUCCAACACCGUCCCUUUCUGCUACUGUUGUAAACCAUUACAAGCUUAGGGGGAAUAUUUUGAGCUACACCCUUGGCGGUAUGGGUUGCAGUGCUGGACUGAUUUCGAUAGAUCUUGCCAAGCAACUUUUACAGGUCCAGGGAAACACGUACGCCCUGGUGGUGAGUAUGGAACCCAUGACUCCGAAUCUGUACUCCGGGAACAAUGAGUCAAUGCUCAUGACGAACUGUCUCUUCCGAAUGGGAGGAGCUGCGAUUCUACUAUCAAACAAAACGUCUGAUCAUGGUCGUUCAAAAUAUCAGCUCAUUCACUCAGUUCGAACACACAAGGGAGCUGAUGACAAAAGUUACGGUUGCAUUUUCCAACAGGAGGAUGAGGAGAAAAAGGUCGGUGUUGCCUUGUCUAGAGAUAUAGUGGCUGUAGCUGGAGAGGCUUUGAAAACCAAUAUAACAACACUUGGGCCAUUAGUUCUUCCCGCGUCAGAACAAUUCCUGUUUCUUGUUUCUUUGCUGGCGAAGAAGGUAUUUGAUUUGGAAAUCAAGCCAUAUAUUCCGAAUUUCAAGCUUGCUUUUGAGCAUUUCUGCAUUCAUGCUGGCGGAAAAGCAGUGCUGAAUGCAAUGGAGAAGAACCUUGAACUGACUCAAUGGCAUUUGGAGCCAUCAAGAAUGACACUCCACAGGUUUGGCAACACAUCUAGCAGUUCAUUGUGGUAUGAAUUGGCUUAUUCCGAGGCCAAGGGAAGGAUAAGGAAGGGAGAUAGGAUAUUGCAGAUAGCGUUUGGCUCAGGCUUCAAAUGCAACAGUAUUGUAUAUCGUGCAUUGAGGUUCAUUGAUCCAGCUAAAGAGAAGAAUCCUUGGACAGAUGAAAUUGAUGAAUUUCCAGUGUAA